GCCGGGAAUGAGUGGGUUGAAGGAGCCGGUGUUUCUACACCUGGUGUUCCCGCUAGUUCUGCUGCUGCUGCCGGGCUUCUGCACAGCGACGUUCCUGAACUUCAAGGAUGGCGUGGAGUACAAGUACAAGAUCGAGACGGAGUCAAAACUGUCAAACGUGGAGGAUCCGUUCAACCUUGGAGCUCAGGUGAGCUUCCAACACCUGAAGGACACAGAUAAGGGACAGGAGUGUCUUCUUAAGGUGCACAGUCUCACCUGGCAACAUGUUAACAACAGAGGCGCUGCUACGGAGCAAUAUGACUUCUCUCAAUGGUUCUCUUUUGAGAUUUCCGGCCGUGGGGAGAUUUAUAACGUUUGGUACCCGCCGAAGGAAAAAGCUGAAGUUGUCAACAUCAAGAAGGGACUAGUCAGCUUCUUUGCGGGUAAACUGCACCACAACCACGAGGUGGGAAAGGCGAAUGAAGACCGUUGGUCUUAUGUCACCAAUGAGACGGGGCAUGAAGGUGACCACCAGGCCACGUACAGUGCAGAACCACACGAAGGAGGUGUCAAGUUCACCAAACAGAGAGAAGGUCAUCCCGCCUUUCAGCACAAGAGCGACACACGACUACACAAGGAGCUGUAUUUCAAAAAAGAUGGAGAGGUUCCUCACCGUGUGCUGAUCAAAGAGAAAUUCUCCUCACCUACUGAGAGCCAACCAGGGUUUGACGUACAUGAAGGCAGCAGAGGAGGGAGAUUUGUCAAUGAACCCGAGAACAUGGAAAUUCCUGAGAUGUCCACGUCUGCGGAGUCAGAGUUUAACCUGAUAGGACUGAGUCAGGCUAAACCUGCUCCACGACCAGAGGGACUGUACCAGGACGCCAUCACUGUCUCACAGCACAAACACAAGGUUCCCACUGGACCUCGGCUGAACCUGACUGAUGUGAGGAAACCCAUCCAACAGGACCUGACCUGUCUCAGGAAACUCAUCAUCAAACGACGGGGUUCCAGUAACAAUGACGUCAUCCCCUGUUACACACGACUGAGGGAAACUCUGGAGCGGCUCAGCAACGAUGAUCUGGUCACUAUUGUUGACUUCUACCUGACCCAGAGCAGCAAAUAUGCUGCAAAACGCCUUGACAAGUAUCAUCUGAUGAGUGCAGUGGCGGAUAUGCACACAGACUUCACAGACGACCUGAUCAUUGACUACGUCCUGUUAGCUGAUGAACCGGACAAGGACUUCAUCGAGAGAGUUCUGAUUCACUAUGUGGGCAUAGACGAGCCAAUACCACAACGCUUCAUAAGGACACUUGAGAACUUGGCAUUCUUCCCAGAUGAAUAUGAUGAGGUUUACCUGAUUACCAGUGUGAACCAGCGAUGCCUGCUGGUCCUGGGAGCUAUAGUGGAGAACAUGGUAAAACAUGGCUACCAUGAGAUAGCAGGGCGUGUGGUGGGGCGGAUGGAAGCAGACCUGGGCAUUCACGAUCCAUGGGAGGAGCGACAGAAGCGCUCCACCAUGACAGAAGAGGAGCUGGAGUUCCACGACUUUGAGCGUGUUACGCUGCUGGAGGCGCUCGGUAACGCGGCGCAGCAGAGCUCGUUUGAACACCUGGUGUCAUACACGAACCAGACCUCCGCGCCUCCACUCCUCAGGAGGGCGGGGCUACACGCCAUGAGGGGGUAUCGUCACCAGGCGGCUGCAGACCACCUGCACACGUCGUCCAUGACAGAUGAGAAUGAGCAGGUGCGUUACGAGGCCAGAAUGUACUACCAGGCACACUCACACGGGCGCAGACUGCCGGACGACCACCCACAUGUCGGACCUGGGUUUAAGAAUGUGACCAGUCCAGCUUUAGAAAACCCCCUCCUUCCCAUGAGGCAACGUACCAAGAGAGGAUUCUGGGAAGGCAUCAGCAUCAAUAUAGAGACCCCGGGUGUGGACUGGAAGAAGAUUCUGGGGUCGCUUGAUAUCGGCGCAUCGUUUGGUGUCAUCGUGAGAAACGGCCUGCUUACAAACAUUGAACCGUUGGAAGGAAACAUAGAUGUAACGGUUCACGACGAAGUGUUCGCAAGGGUGCACCUGGGAAUUCUGGGAAUAAACCUUGACAUCUUUGUCAUACGACUGUGUUUCAUUGGUCACACCUGGUACAACCUUAACCUGCUUCAGGAGUUUGAUAUAGGGACUGUGACAGACAUCACCAGCAAGUUUGAUGAUGUUGUUGGAAAGAUCUUCAACGCCAUCAGUACCGGGGUGUCGGCUGUUCAGAGUGUGGUGACAGGGGAGACUGACAUCAUUGAUCUGUUUGAAGCACUGAAGUCAUCUUUGGAGGCCCUUCCUGGCAGGGUCCUUAUGAUAAAGGAUGUUGUGAUUUAUGUUCUGGAUGUCCUGGGGAAGUAUGAUCCCAAUGUGUGGCCCCCCACUAUCCGCCCCAUGGUCAGGGCCGUGCUGGGCAUCGUGGGUAAAAUCAACAAGAUCAGGAAUGACAUCAACACCUUCUACAAUUUGGUGACAAUGACCAUCUCUGUGGAUCUGCCAUGGGCUGCUGACCAAAUCUGGGACUCCAUUGUGACCUUGGUUGGUGCCCUUGAUGAGGUCUUCUCAAACCCCAAGGGAGCCCUCGCUAAUAUCUUCAAGUGUGUCUUCAGGUUUGCCCAAGCAGCGUACACCCUUUUCCAAAGGACGAAUCAAAUGAAGGCCAUUAUUCUUCCUAAUGGACAUUUUCCCGACUGGUUUAACCUCAAGGCAAUGGUCCUACAAGCCAAGGCAAACUUGACCACAGCCCUUGCUGAAAGCAGAGUGGCCAUGGAUGCCUGGAUGGCUCAAGCCAAGAAAGAUCCCAUCGCAGCAUAUAUAGGCAUGCAUGAGUCCAAGUUGAAGCAGAUCGUUAAGACUGAGCUUGACCUUGCCAUGACGCGUCUGCAUGACUCCAUGGACCCCCUGGACGGAGUGGCGGACGAAUUCCGUGAUGACUACGACAGGGGCAUCAAGGUGGUCACAGCCCUGAAGGAGGCCUACGUGGUGUUAGACGAACACUAUCGGAAGGUAAAAGCGAUGUAUGUCAGGAUUUUCGGUGCGAGGGCCCACGUCAAGUUUCCCCGGAGAGUCAACCAGGAGGGAGGGCCGGGCUGUCCGGGCGGGUUCUACCCGACUACGCACAACGGGAAAUACUUCAACUGGGAGGGCAUCGACCUGGCAGCCCACGCAUCCACCACGCUGUAUUCCCCGUUCACCGGCAUGAUGAAGAAGAAUGUGACAGGUACGGUCACCAUCAACUGUACCGACUCCAACGCCCUGGGCAUGAUGGCCUUCAUCUCAAACAUCUCUCCCAACGCUACCCUCUUCGCUGAUCCUAAUGCCACAGAGGUGGAGGUUUUUGCUGGGCAGGCGAUCGGAACAGUUUUUGCCUCCGGGUGCAACAACCACAUCCACUUCGCGGUGUACAGGACGGCUGUCCCACCCAAGUGGCUCCCUGGAGGCUGGAUGGACGUCACUAAACUACUGGAGCCAAGAGGCAUAGAACUUCCAGUGUGGACUCAGGACUGUGACGACUACAAAUUUGUCUAUAAGUUUAAGACCCUUGCCAGUGGUUCAAUUGUGGGUCUGGCAGGGAGACAGAAUAAGAACACAAGUCCAACCAGGACAGCAACUCAACCAGACACCUCCAGCAUCAAGACUAUGUCUGCACGGAGCGGCCGCAGGAGGAAGAAACGUGCUCUUCUCAACGGGAGACAGAUCGGAAUGCACCAGCAGCAAGGGUUGGCUAUCGUCAUGCCUGGCGUAAACGGCUCCGGACCGUCAACAUUUCAGUUCGGGUCAACAACUAUCAACGACCUUCUGAAUGUCCUCCAAGCACUGGGCAUGAAUGACAGCUACGACGCACUGAAUGAUGUGGCAGACUCUUUGACAUUGCUGCUGUUGAACAAGCCGUGUAAGCGUGCCGACAAGAUGACCUUCGCACAGCUGCAGAACGAGCUCGCACUGCGGUACGAGAACUCUACGGGAACUCGCGACGAACUGGUGGCAAGGAUGAAGACCUCAAAUGCCAACUAUUGUCCGUUCCUGACUAUGAAGAUGCCGCCCAAUGUCUUCUGCACAUUUUCGGAUCUGUGUCUGGGAAUAACCUGCUGUGUGGAAUUAAAGAUGUGGAAGUUCUUUAAGACCGUAAAGGCUCACGCCACCUUCAACAUCUCAACGUUCACCUUCUCCUUCGGAAUAGAGACUGCUGGGAUUGAUCCGUUCUUGUACGAAUACCAGAUAGUUAAGGAGAAGUUCUGGGGUGAGACAAAGGAGAUAGAUACAGGUAUAGAUCUGGACUUCACAGGAGAAAGCCCCAUGAGAGUAAAGAUAAGAAUCAUGAUGGAGUACUACAAGCCUGCCCUGUUCUACCUGACCUUCAGUGUGGGAACCUGCAGCGACAAAUGCCUUGAUUUUUUCGUCCUGUUAAAUCGAGCGCCGAUACCCUUACCCACGCGAGGAGAAAACGGAACGAUUGUCUGGCCCUCGGUGAACAUGACGACCUUGGCAGAGAGUGCCAUGUCCUCUGCACAGCUGGCCAGGGUCACAACCGAGGCACUGCACAUGCUCGGCCUGCCAAUUGGCUUGCUAGAAGGAAAACUGCCAUGUGGUCUGCCAAACCAACUCACAGAGGCAAAGCUGAAGUACAAGCUGACAACUUACGGCCUGUCUCUCAUCGGCAACACCACUGUGCUUACCAAGCGGCUAAAGGAUCAUGAAAUGACCUGUAAGAAUGAGUCUGGAGCUGCUUUAGCCAUGUUACCCCUGGUUCCCUGGAACAUGGUCAACUACACUUACUGUAGACUGGAGAGCACAUGUCUGGAUAUCAGAUGUUGUAUAGAGGUUGGUAUCCCCCUCCUGAACUGGACCUGGGUGUUCAAUGCUAAGGUACACCUGGACGUGUGUAACUAUGAAAUCGUGGUGGGGUUUGAGAGCCUGGAACAGAGACUACUGUUCCUCAACGACUUUGCCUGGGGUGUGAAACAAAACGUCAAGCUGGCCGAGGGAGUCACAAUAGAAGUCACGGUUGCCAGGGACAACGUGAACUACACAAUAGACGUCGGCGCUCGAAUCUGUUCUGACUACAAGUGCUACAACACCAGAACGUUUAUUAACCAGUACAAGGCACCAAUACCUGAGUGUGACAUGGUGGAAAUAAAUGCAGCAACUGUUCAGCGUUUCCUGACGUCUGCUGGUAGUCAGGUGCACCUGGACUUGGUGGACGUCAUCAUCAAGAGUUUUGGUCUGAACGACAUCUUUGUACCAGCCGGGCAGACAGCUGAGAUGCCUGGCAGUAACACUAACAGUACCAGAAGACGACGAGAAACAAGUUCCUGUGGAUUAGACCUUGAUUUUUCCUACCUUCCUGAUGGAACCACCUGUGAAGUGAACCCAGCCUGCCAUGGACUGGACUGUGUGGUGGACAUGAACCUGCUGAACUACACCACAGUGUCAGCUGCUGCUGCUGUCAGCUUCGACUACUGUAACCUGCAGUUUAACAUCCACAUGGGCAACUGGAGUUACGCACUCAAACUCAUGACAUACACAUGGGGACAAGUGCAGGAAAAGAAGAUUGGGGACGAACUAAAGCUGAAAUACUCCAUUGGGAAGAAUGCCAGCCCUACUGUCUAUGUGGUGAACUUUGAGGCCACCCUCUGUAUCAACGUAACCUGCACAGAACCUGUCCAACUAAUCAACAACUUGGAAAUCCCCGAACCUGUCUGUAAUGCCAGUCUAACUGACUCUCUUGGUGUUGAGUCAGUUAGUGAGCUUGAGCAGUAUGUCCAGGAAAAUGGCCUGGCUGCCGGUGACGUGCUGCCUCCCACAGCCAGGGAAACUCUGCUGAACACACUUGGACUGACACACUUCUUUGAAGAGAAGCCUUGUACCAGACCAAAAGUGUUACAGGAGGGCUAUGCAGGAAGAGAAAACUGUCCAGACAUGAACAACCCCACCCUCCCUGAUGCUGUGACCUGUGCUGUCCAGUCGGACUGUCUGGGGGUGUCCUGCUGUGUGGACAUGGACCUACAGCUGCUGACCCUCACCACCACAGCAGCUGUCCAGCUGGACAUCUGUAACUUCACCUUGAACCUGAGGAUGGGCCAGUUGAACUUCCACCAAGUUCUGUUCCUCUAUCAAUGGGGAAGUGAAGUGACAAUGAACAUCAACGAAACCGUCAUUGUGACCUACAGCAUUAGGCAAGACGACGCAGAAAACCGUUUUGCCAUCACGGUAAAGCUCACGCUAACCAUCGAUGGACAGGUGACGGCCCAGUUCCACCUCCUGAGGAACAGUUUCAUGCCUCGUGCUGUCUGUGAUCCCAACGCACCUAUGACAUCUCUCAGUGGGGAGGGUGAACGAUCGAUAGCAGGUUUCAUCGAGGCCCUGAACAUCACAGCUGACACUGUAGUGGGAGACUACGCCAUUCUGGCGCUGCUGAGCUACAAUGGGAUAGCAGGGGUGUACGACCUGACCACAAGCUACACACCACCUGUAGUAUCUGGGGGUUUUGCAGAAAGCUGCUCAGGUGUUGCAUGGCCACAGCCGCCACCUGGCUACACCUGCCAGCUGACCAGCAGCACCUGUACGGGCAUCACCUGCUACGGACAGGUGGAUCUGGACCUGGUGACCUUCAACUCCAAAACCUGGAUGGACUUUAACCCCUGUAACUACGAGCUGACUGUAGGAGUCAGUAAUAAGGAGUACAGCUUUUCUCUGCUGCAGACAUACAACUGGGGUGAACAAAGAACAGUUGAAUUUGGAACUGUCUUCAGACUGAACUAUGCCAUCGGCAAAGACGAUGACAACAGCACGUUUGUGUUGGAUUUCUCCCUGAGCAUCUGCAAGGAAGCAAACGUCUCUCACUGCAGUGAGCUCGUCUUUCUGGAAGGAACCGAAGUUCCUCAGCCACCAUGCUUCACACAAAACACCUGGACACCAACACAAGGAGGAGAGGCAAUGUCAUCUGCUGAUGCCAUGCUGUUCUUCCAAAAUGCCGUGGCUGGCUCCCAGAUUGUGUCGACUGUUUUCCGUGAGGCCACUAUGAGGUACAUGGGUCUAGUGGGUGUGUUUCCCGAAGGGGACACAUGUACUGGCAACAGUUUGAGCUGGACUGGACAAAACUUAUGUGGAGACACUACCUUACCCACUCUGCCUGGUGACACCAGCUGUACAGUCAGUGAAGAGUGCUACAGGAUGGACUGCUGCAUGACCCUCGACCUCUGCUCCAUCUGGGAGGUCAACCCAAGCUUCCAUGUGGCCUUUGACCCCUGUACUUACAGCCUGUCUGUGGGGAUGGGAACAUGGACGUCUGACUUUAAUUUGUACCAGUACACUUGGGGACAGAAAAAGACCCUGGCCAUAGGGACUCUGCUAUCCUUCAACUACAAGAUCACAAAGUCAGAUGAAGACAGUGCUUUUCUGAUGGACUUUGCCUUCCAACUGUCCUGUGAUGGAACAACUACAACCAAAAACAUUGCCCUCAUGGAGGGAACCAAAGUACCAUACAAAACUGACUGUGAACAGGUGGUACUACCAGACACUGUGGAGGCCUUCCUGACUGAACAGGGUGGUCAGGUGGAGAAGGCUGGACAGGACUAUGUGAUGAGAGGUCUGGGACUAGUCGACACCUUCGCUGGACACAGCUGUAGUCAUCCAACAGAUGGCUGGACAGGACUGGACAGGUAUCCAGAAAACAUGCAGCUGCCAUCCCUGCCUGACUUUGUCAACUGUGAGUUAACCGACACCUGGAUUGGAGUCAGCUGCUGUGUGGACUUUGACCUCAAGGUUGCAACCUACAGUACAGCUGUCAUGUUGGCCUUUGACCCUUGCACCUUCACCUUGUCCGCCAGCCUUGGGGGGAAAAGUUUCACAGAACUGGACAUGUACAGGUAUACAUGGGGAACUGAGGAGAGCCUAACAGUUGGUCAUGAGAUUCAGCUCAACUACACCAUAAACUACAACAAGGACACACAGGAGUACACGCUGAGUUUCUCAGUCACCACAUGUGUGGACUCCUGUACCGCCCCCCUCCCCAUCUUCUCACAAACAACCAUCAGUCUCCCUACCUGUAUGGACCAAGUCCCUGUGCUUCCAGGAGCUGGAACCAUCCAGAAUUUGGUCACACAGUACGGAAACAACCUUGGCGAUGCCGCCCUCCAGCCUGCCUACAGAUACUGGGGUGUCUUUGACGACCUUUACCCCCUUGACCCCUGUGUAGUUCCUGCAUCAUCAACUUCAUGUGACCUUGACCUCACGACCUUGAACCUCCCCGACACGUACCAGUAUUCCCUCCGCGACUCCUGUACAGGGAUUGAGACCUGUGUGGAAUGUGACCUUCAGGUUGUACAGAGGUCGUCUAGGGUGGCUGUCAAUGUUGAUGGUUGUGCAAUGACUAUGACCUUCACCUUUGCGACCUUGACUAAAGUUGUCAGGUUGUAUGAAGUUGUGUGGGACCAGGAACAAGUGUGGCUUGUUGGAACUCUCUACCAGAUCAAGUACACCAUUUCAAACGACAUCGCAGCUGGUAACUACCAGAUUGACCUUGAGGUCGUGACCUGCCUUGACCCUGACAGCUGUCAGUCCUGUGGUCAUGUGAUGCAGAACUCUGUCUUCCCCAAACCAACAUGUGACUCUGAUGCAAGCUGUGAACUAGACCCAUCCAACCCAGGGCAAACCUUCACAGCAUACCUGGGGAGUUUUCCGUCAGAUGUAACAGCCGACGUUGCUGCCACGGGGCUAGAAAACGUGUUCCGUUGUCAGGGAGUUCCUGACAUGAUCAUGGAAUCCUGCAGCACCCCUCCUGUAGACACACCCACAUGUGACUGGAACCCUGCACUUAGUGAUGGCUGUUACUACACUAGUGACUGUAGUGGGGUCACUUGUUGUAUUGACUUCAACUACCAGAUCAUCACUAGGGGUCUGGAUGUUCAUUUUGACAUUGAUGAGUGCACGUACAGUAUAACAGUGGAGGUCGGCAGUGAGACCAUCACUCAUCUCUUCUGGGACUUUGCCUGGGGUGAAGAACAGGCUCAGAGACUCGGAAAAGCCUUCUACAUCAGGUACACAGUACAUGAUGAGGGCAGCCACUAUAGAGUGAGCUAUUUCAUAGCUCAAUGCAUAGACGACAGGUGUGACAAUGGCUGGAAUGUUCUGGACAGUGCUCUCAUCAACAAGAAAGGAUGUAACGACAGUUGUGCUGCACUCCAACUUCCAGACCUUGCUGGAGUAGACAGUGACUAUGCCCUGCAGGCAGUCUACUGUAAACUUGGCAUUGAGGACUACUGGAGCGCAGAACCAAGCUCACUUCAACCUACUGGAGUUUCCCCUACAGAGUGUUCAGCCUCAUGGCCAGAUGUUCCUGGUUACAAGUGUGUGAUCAGUGAAGGCUGUCUUGGCUUUACCUGUACUGUAGAUGUUGACUUCAAGGUGAGGACCUGGCCUGUCAAGAUGGGAGUUUCCUAUGACCCCAAAACUUACAAGGUCAACGCAGUUUUUGCCAACACGAGCUUUGAGUACGACCCUUUCAUGUACCCAUGGGGCCAGGAAGAGAUGGAAACUUUUGGAGACAUCUUCACCUUUAAGUACAAAGUUGACUACCCAGCUGAUGGUGACUGUGGCUCCAUGAAGUUCAAGUUGGAACUGGAUGUGACCAUUGAUGGAACCAGAGAACCCAACAUGCCUCUCUCACUAGAACUUACAGCUUCAGAUCCAUUUGAUGAUUCACCAUACAUUCUACCAGGUGAUGGUACCAUCGAAACGUUCCUAAACAUCACAGAACACGAUGGUAAUGAUCUGGCUGAACAUGCUGUGUACCAGUCCAUGGGCAUCUCUGACCUGUUCUGUGCUGACAGCUGUACUCACACAGUACAGUCUGCUGUUCCGGACAGCUGUGUGGAACAGGAUUGGGACCUGCCCAGUGAAAUGGACAACGUUACUUGUUCAUAUACCGACCAGUGUCAUGGUGUUCGAUGCUGUAUUACUGUCAACUUUAAGGAUACGGAGAGGUCCUUCCAGACCUGGUUCCAUGUUGACUCUAACGUGUAUGAACUGUCUGUGGGCCUGGGGAGUCGUGAGUUCACAGCCAGUGUCUUCACGUUUCCCUUUGGAACAGUACAGGAAGAAACCAUUGGUGAUGUCUUCACACUCAGGUAUAAUGUUAGUUACCUGGCUGACACUCAGCAGUACAGAGCCAACAUGGACAUCAGUUUUAAUCUGGGAGAUGAGGACAUGCAGGACUACGUAAUCCUGACUGAACAUAUCUUCCCAGAGAUGGCAUUUGAUGCUGCUGUGCCCUACACUCUGUCUGGUGAUGUGACUGAACCUGUAGGGUUCUGGCCCCUGAGUGAAGAUGUGGGACCUAUGGACGUCACAAAUGGUGGAAACGACGCCGUCCUAAUCAACACCAGUCCCGCCGCAGGCCCUAGUGGAGAAGACGGCCAAUCCCUGGCCUUUGACGGCUCCACCCAAUCCUACAUCGACUUUCCCAACAACGGGCGCUUGACCACUGAAGGCUCACUAACCAUCCUCGCAAACAUCAACCCAAGCACGGCCAACGAAUUCGCCCCAAUAUUCGACUACAGGGGUGGCGAAAUUGGCGUCAACUCGUCUGGCAUCUCACUCUGGCUACUACAAAACGGAGUUCUACAAGCAAACCUAGAAAUGCAGACAGAAGACGGUGUAGAAAAAGUGACGUUCCAAUCUGAAGUAGACACGGUAAAGGCAGGGGAGUGGAACUUCAUUGGCGUGUCCUACGACAACGUCACCAUGACGGCAUAUCUGUGGAAGAAUGGCGCCGUAAUCGGGACGUUGCGAACACCAACGGGGAUGCUCGUUACAGAUGGUCCAAUGAUCCGGGCGGGCUACGCUGUUAUUGACGAGGUAAACAGUUUCGCCUUCAGUGGGAGCCUGGCCUGCGUACAAGUCUGGAACCUUUCCCUCACGGGUCAACAAGUGGGAGAAGCCAUGAACUUCUGCCCGUACACUGGGUCCUUCUCUAUAACAGCAUGGCCACAGACAGUUACAACUUUCCUACAAGAUGUCCAGUUUAAUGCAACAAGCCCGAAUGCUGCCAAGGUCACCCAGGCAGUGUUCCGCCAUUUUGAACUGUACAGCUACCUUGACGACCCAGAAUGCAGUGCUCCAGCUCCAACUGCCCAGAGCUGUCCUGACAUCUCAUUGGUCCAGAAUGAUGUUUUGAAUCUGCAGCCUACUGACCAGUGUUCUGGAGUGCAGGGGUGCAUCACCCUUGACUUUAGGGUGAAGACCUACUCGUUUGAUGUGUCCUUCUAUGUGGGUCAAACUGGGAACCAGCUACACUACAGCAUCGGAGGACAUGAUUUCACUGUCGACCUGUUCUUACUCUCCCCUGGGGAGGUUCACACAAGAACCCUGGGCAACAGCAUCGAAAUAAAGUGGUCUGCAAGGCCAGAGGAGCUUGGUACAGUGAUAGUGGCAAACUUUGACCUAUACUUCACCAUAGACAACCACCUGGUUAUCUACAAAAUACUUGACAAUGCCCGCCUGUCUAACAACGCAAUCGGUCAAUCCAACUCUGCAGCCGCUGUAAAAGCAAUGCUUGAAAAGGUGAAGUCCUUCCCAGCAUCAAUUCCACAAGACCAGUAUGUCACCUUCAUAGCCACGGAGCUGGGGUUAAAUUCAAGUAUUAUCAGAGAUCCCGCCACCUGGGGUACACCACUGCCCCAGCCCACCUUUACCACCACCUGCCCACUGAAAAUCUUAGCAGACGCCAUGUCGGAACAGACCAACGGGAUGGUCACGUGCAUCGCUCUGGAACACUGCGUGGGAGUGAAGUGUAAUGUUCAGUUGGACCUGGAGGCUGUGGAACCUGUGAUACAGAUCUCACUGAAGAUCCAACCCUGCCUACCUGACGUGAGCAUGACUGUUGGAUUUGAAAAGGAGGACCAAGAAAUCAGCUUCAUAACUGACUACUACAUCGGAGAUGGACCGUUGAGGACUAUUGACUUUGGAGACCACAUCAAGCUGCAGUACAGUGUUCUACGUGGUCCUGAGCAGACCUUCAUCACGACCUUUACCCUCCUGGCGUGUGUGAAUGACAUCUGUGCUGUGAGGGUCCCCAUCUUGGAUGACCUCGGCAUCCCCAGACCUCCAUACUGCACUCGCAGGAGAAGAUCUAUACAAGUGUCUGAGGAGGGUAUGAGGCUGUUGUGGACAUCAGGAUACAGACCAGCCACCAUCAACUCUGAUGUUAACAGCCUGGAGACUCCAAGACAGCAGUGUAUGGAGACACUGGAUGCCAAGAUGCAAGGAAAAAGCUGUCCAGGUCUACCCCAGAUGUGGGAACAGCACAAGCUAUGCCAGCCUCACGUCAACUGUCGUGGGAUCUCCUGCUGUGUCCACCUGGAUCCGGAUCACACAGAUCUCAUGAGUCACAUCAGCCUGGACAUGGAGACAUGUGGACGGCACCUGACCAUCCGGGUCGGCAACUGGUCAUUCACCGAGACCAUUCCAAAGGCACACACAAGAUAUCAACAUGGAGAGAAGAUUGGGGAUGCAGUACAAGUGAUCUACUCGGCCAUCAACCCUGAUGAUCACAGGGUAGUGGUGGAUCUGAAACUACGAGUCUGCGACCAUGAGACAGAUGAGCAGCACUGUCACGUUGUGGUCAUCCUUAAGGAGGCUGUUGUUCCCUUAUUUGGGUGCAGACAGGAUCAGCUGACUGAGGACUCUGCAGAUGCCUCACACUUGCGCUACAAGAGAAGUGCCGCCAAGCGCUAUGGAAAACCAGCAAACCCAAGUCAGGGCUCCUGUCCGUCUGAAAGGCAUCUGCGUGAAGUGGAGCACAAGCUGCACACGGCGUACAGGAAACAACAGGAGCGCAUCUCACGGGACGCUGGAGUCGUCAGCGCUCCUUACCAUCACCACCGAGUCAAGCGUACAACUGCAAAUGAAGUGUUUGAGGUCCCAGCAUUAAAUACGCCGUUCAUACUGCCCCUUCCUACAAACAUCACAGUCAUGAAAGGGUUGACAGCAACUCUGUCUUGUGAAACCACAUCAGAAACAACUGUAACGUUCCAAUGGGCCUUCAAUGGGCAACUCCAGGACACGUCACUGUUUGGAUUUGAGCUGACACCGAACGGAACUUUGAAGGUCAAAAACGCACAGCCUGCAAACGCAGGGACAUGGACAUGUAUGGCCACUAACCAGUAUGGUACCACUACACGUGUACUGACCCUCAGGGUCGUGGAUGGUGUGAAGGACAUGACGCUUCUUCAGAUCCGGUUUGCACUGGACUUGAACAACAUUGAUCCCGUCGUGGCUGUCAAUCUUAUGGAAGAUCUGAAGAACCUGUAUUCUGCCAUGCUUGAAGAAGCCAUCGAUCUCUUCUUGAAUGGGGGAUUUAAUGACGAAUUCUCAUCCUUUGAGAUCUCGUUGAAAGGAUUCUACAAUUCCCCCAGAACAGUCUCCAACUUCUUCAAGUAUCAAAUACACAUGCUUGUGGGUGGAAUUCUCCCCAUGAGAUUUUCAUUUGGUGCGGAUGGGUUCUACGGCUACGACUUUACAGUAGGUGCCAACCUACUGGGCAUGAACCUAACAGGUGGGUUGACGCCCUACACCGGUAUCCGGGUUUGGGGAGAGCUAGCGGUAGGAGCUGUCAUGUACGGUAAACUGCGCCUGGAGGGAGACAUCAUGGAAAUACGCUUCCCAACCGUAGCAGAAAUUGGAUUCAGCAAGUUUCCAUUUGAUGUCAGUAUGACAUUGGACUUGGAGAUAAUCCCCUUGAAGCUUGUGCUGAAGGCUCUAGUCACUAUCGAGGUGGACGUAUUGGUUGGAACAAUCACAGAGACUCUGUUCAAGGCAGACCUGUGGAAGUACUCCACACCGAAGAUCACCAAACGUAUCCUGGAGCUCAGUACCAAAGAAGAAGACAACAGCCCUCCUGAGAUUGAGAGUGUCACUGCUGACGGUUCUGGUAUACCAGCCCAGACAAAGCAGUGCAAUGUUGACCAGGUGGUGGGAUAUGACUACACAGAGCCGGCCUUUAGGUUAGAGAUUGUAGCCAACGAUGACAGGUCCCAGGCUAAGCUGAGUUACGAUGUAGGCACCAUCCCUGGCGGCACCGAUGUGGUGUCACAGGAAGAGAUCGGUAUCACUCCUGUGGAACUAAACAGGCCACUGGUGCAUGGAGUUCCCCUACACUUCACAGUUCAUGCCUGUAACACUGGGGGAGGCUGUUCCACCGCCACAUGCAGUCUUCCUACCUUAGAUAACACCUUACCCAGUGGGAGAGUAGAUGUGGAAUAUCUGUCAACCAGUAAUCCACAGAAGUUGAGUGCUACUGCCAAACUGUUUGAUGACUCCGAGCUGACAGCACAGAGAGUAGGCCUGGGCCUGGGACAUGGAGUGUGGGGGGACCAGGUAACUCCCUGGCAGGAGUUCACCCUCACUAGGGAGACUACAACUCAAGGGGGUCUGGCUUCCUUUACCCCUGGGAGGAUGGGUCGUCUUGCUGCAGAGCCCUUCAAGUUUAUCCCAGGUAACGGUGUAGCCACUUCCAGCCCUGAGUCUUGUGCUGCAGAGUGUCUGAAGUACUUACCUACACAGUGUAAGGGAUUCAACUUCGACUACGGAAAAACCAAGGAUUGCGAGCUGAAUGGACAAGCAGAGUCAAUGGCAGCAAAGGGUGGUGCUCAAAUAGAAAUUUCUGGCCGGAUGCAUUACUUUGAGAGGUUUGGAUUUGGCCACAAUGCGUACUUCCUUCACGAGGGGCUGGCAUUGGAAGACAACAGCCUGUAUUUCUUCAACGUGGAGUCGGACAACUUCAUAGGAUACACUGGUGAAAUAUCAUCACAGGGAAUCCUGACGGAUUUUACCCACCCUGACCCCGGGUACCUGGGUUCGAACCCAGGACAGGAGGAGUUCUUGUUUGACACCUGUGAAGACCUGAUGUUGGACGGCUGGGAGCAGGACAGGUGUGCCAGCGAGGCAGACAAGACAAACCUGCCUCAGCACAGGCUUAUUUAUGGUGAUGUAGAUGGGACGACUGUGUUUAACGGCAUGAGGAUGACAGUUGGAACCUACUACACCAGAGCAAACACCUUCAUUGCAGCCAACUGGGAUGGGUUCCAUGAUGACAACACUGGUCUGUAUGGGUACAGCUGGGCCGUAGGGCUGGAGCCAGGACAGGACCUGAUACAUCCUCACAUCGACCCUCAUGCACACCUGUAUGAUGCCAGCGAGUGGACGCAUGCAGGCGGCAUCUUCCCCAUACCACCCAUACCUGGAUAUCCUGAUGGGAUCUUACUGGAUGGAAAGUAUUACGUCACUGUCAGAGCCAUCAACGACGUGGCCUUCGGAGGUGCUCUGAUCACCAGCGUGUGCCACACCGCACCUUACGGCAUCGACAACACUCCUCCUGACUUCCAUGAUAUCACAGAGGUCACUUUUACAGAAGAUGAGGAACUCUAUGUUGCUUACAAUGCAAGUGAUCUCCAGUCAGACAUCAGAGAGGCAGAUAUUGGCCUGGGCUUGACCAAGUUUGACGUUCUUGUGAUGGACUGGGUGCGUCAUAACUACACCGGCGUUCACGAGGAAGGGAUAGCCGGGAGCUGGACAGGAGAACUGACCACUGAGGAGGAAGGCGUGCCAUUCUGGCCCAAACUGAGAGUCAUCAAUGGAGUUGAUCUGAGAGGGAUGGGAGUGUCUGAUUUCCCCAUUGUCAUGGACAACACACCGCCCAUUGCCGGGGUUGUGUAUGAUGGGUACCAGUAUGGCAAGGACCUCAACUGGACUAUGGAACAGAAUGAGGUUUGUGCAAACUGGAAGGACUUCUAUGACCCUGAAUCUGGCAUCAGUAAGUACAUGUGGGGCGUGGGCAGCUUCCCAGGUGGAUAUGACCUGGUGAACCUGACCAAGUUCAGCAACAGGGCCCACCAAACCUGCAUGCAAUUGGACGAGCCCCUGGUCCACAACUCCAUGUAUUACAACAUGCUGAUUGCCUACCACGGAGGGUUUAAAAAGCUGAGUGUUACUGCAGUCAGCAACGGAGCCCGGGUAGACCUGACCCCACCAGAAGCUGGCUGGAUUGUAGACGGAACCAGUGAAGAACUAGAUGCAAACGGUAUCCCUGUGGACGAAGAGUUUACUUCGGAGCAGGCCAUUGUUGGCGCCACGUGGGGAGACUUUGUUGACCCCGAGUCAGGCAUUGAUGAAUUCAUGGUGUCUGUGUACAGGAGGCAGAGGGAUAGUGAUGGUAACUAUGGAGACGACCAGCUGAUACACGGGCCUGAUGACAUUGAUAAGGACGAGGGGUCGGUGGUGUUUUACCACUUCCAUCUCCUCCACGCUGACAUUGUCACCACAAAGUUGACAGCCAUCAAUGUAGCGGGAGGUGUGACAGAAGCUCUGACUGACAGCUUCAUCGUGGACCUGACUCCUCCUGUGUUUAACUACCUGGUGGACAUCUGGGACGGGGAUAACUCUAACCCUCCUGUGGACAGGGACUACCAGACAACACAAAACUCCCUGUCAUCGAGUUGGAGCUACCAGGAUGCUGAAUCUGGACUGGACCACUUCAAGCUGGCCAUCUUUGAGACCUUCCAUGGAACCAGACAACAGAUUGUACCAAAUAACGAGGCCUUUAAGCUGCUGUACCCAGCAAGCCUGACCCGGCACACGGAGACAGGACUGAGUCUGUCUGCAGGAGCCAUGUACCAGACCAGGAUCGGGGCGGUGAACAGAGCCACGCUGACGUCUAUCUACCAGACAGAUGGAAAUGUCAUCGACCCUUCUCCUCCUGCUAUGCAGUACCUGCGUGUGGGUGUACUUGACGGAAGUGCGGAGGAGAAGAUAGACGGUUAUGUGUAUCAGUCAGACCCUAACGGUAUCCAGGCCUCUUGGCUAGCUGUGGAUGGAGAGAGUGGGGUACAGGAUUACUGGGUCUCUGUCGGCACAAGUGCUGGUGCUGAUAAUAUCCUGCCGUUUACAAACAUGGGCUCAGAACGUGCAGGCUAUAUCAGUGGUCUGACCCUCCCUCUUACGGACUGGAACACCAACACUCCGCUUUACUACGUCACUGCCAAGGCACGGAACGGCGCCGGGUCUUUCUCCACUACGAUCACGUCUACGCCCAUAUUUGUCGUAGACCAGGACAGGGCCGGUUACGUCACAGACGGCCCUGAAGAGAACACGGAUCUGGACUAUCAGAGAACCAAAAAUAUCCUCACUGGACACUUCUCAGGUUUUGAGAGCCAGUUACAUGGAAUUGUGCACUACCUGUGGGCUGUGGGGACCUCCAGUGGGGAGGACGAUGUUCAACCCUUCCUGUCUGCUGGGAUCAUCCUCAAACCUGAGGACCAAGUCAGGGGAGGAGGACUGGGUGGCAGUGGCAAGGCGAGAGCUAUCCUGUCCCUGAACUGUGGAGUGACGUACUACCUGACGGUACGAGCCAUCACAGGGUUCGGUAACCUCCUGGAGACCUACUCAGACGGUAUUCUCAUCGACUGCACUCCUCCUACUGUGGACAUCACCAGUAUUGGGAUUGUGCCUGUUGGUGAAGACUCGAGCUUGGCCCCUGGUACAAACCGUUACCAGUUGACCUCAGGCUUCAUCAGUGCAGCCUAUGAUGUCGCCGACGACAACUGUCCGGUCAGUUCCGGCUGGUACCAGUUUGGUACGACACCCUACGGCAGCGACAUCCUGUCGGCAACGUCUUUUAACCCUGCGUACAGAAGCAACAAGGCUGGUGUUAGACCUGCUGCUCCAGGUGUUCCCAACAUUCUGACUGUGUAUGGUAGUAAUGUGGCUGGACUUACCAACAGUGCCCAGAGUGGCAGUGUGGUGAUAGACUACACCCCUCCUGUUGUUGGCACCGUGAAUUGCCCAUCCUACAUGUCAGCUGCCACUGAGCUUCAGUGUAGCUGGCAGUUCUUCCUGGAGUCUGAGAGCAACAUCGUCAGCUAUGACUUCAAGAUUGGAACCAAACAGGGCCUGGACGACACUUUUGCUGCAGUGUCUCUGGAUGGGUACCGGUCAGAGUACAGAGCCACAGGUCUAACCCUACAGGACCAGAGAUACUACUAUGCCACAGUGACGGCCUACAACAGUGUGGGUCUGAAGACUGAUGCCUACUCCAGUAGCAUCAUUAUAGAUGCCUCACCGCCUGUUAGUGGGGUGGUCGUGGAGGUCUCUGGUCUCAACACCUUCAACUACAGUACUGGGGAUGUAGUCUACAAUCCUGUGUCUAACUGCACUACUGAAGAAGAAUGUGAGGCACUUGAUGCUACCUGUCAACAGUCCAUCACACAAGUCACUGCUGCCUGGACUCCCUUCAGUGAUCCGGAAUCUUCCAUUGCCAAGUAUGAGUAUGCUGUAGGGACCACCCCAGGAGGGGGUCAGCUGAGAGAGUACACAGAAGUACCCGGUGGGGUGUCCUCUCUUACUGUCAUGGGACUGGACUUGUCACAGGUUCAACAGGUCUUUGUGUCUAUCAAGGCCUAUAACCUGGCAGGUUUGACCACAGUGGCCAUCUCCAACGGUGUAUACAUCAGUCUGUUCAGCGCAGGACUUCCACCCAUGAGCCCAGCACAGGUGUUUGAUGGUCCUGUACCUGGGAAAGACCUUGACUUCCAGACGGACCUGAAUGAGAUCCGAGCCAGCUGGGACUUCAGUGGAGACCCGUGUCCUGUUGUAAACUACGAAUGGUCCAUCAGAAGGGUGGACGAAACACUCAUCCAGGACUUCACAGACACCAGACUGAGAACUGAGAGUGCUAAUGAUGGUUUGGAGAUGACUGAUGGUGAAACUUACUACAGUGUCGUGAGGGCCACAAACGUACUGGGUAACACUUGGACUGUACGCUCUGAUGGUAUUGUGGUACAGAGAGAACCUCUUGUUCCCGGAGUCACCAGGGACGGCAAGAUCAUUGGCUACGACCUGACCUAUCAGGCGUCAGUUACUGACAUCUGUGCCAACUGGGACAACUUUGGGGCCAGCACUACUGAUGUCAACAGUGAUCCCUCUGGCAACCCACAAGUUGAGCAGCCGGAAGAACAUCGCGCCAUAGACUAUUAUGUCGUCUCCGUGGGAACUGACCGGACAUCAUCCAGAACCCGUAACAACAUCGUCGCUCCCACCAACGUGGGCCUGAACAAGACAGUCUGUUUCUACCACCUGAACCUGGAUCCAGGAGACUCCUACUACUACGUGAACGUGCAGGCGUUCGGGAAAAACUUCGCUCCUGCUGAGGCAACGUCCAAUGGCAUCCGUGUUGGCUACGACAGUGGAGUCAUAGCUGGAAACAUCAGCGUGUCCCCCUUCAUCAACUCUAACAACUCUGUGCUGGUCCUGUGGGAGGGUUUCCAGUCCAAACCCAACGUCUUCCCGACUUUCACCUCUGUGUUGGCCAUGAGGAUGUUCAUGGUCGGCAUCGGGCGUAGAACAGACAGGCAGAGGAGGACAACAGCACAUGAGGACGCACAGGAUCUCAACUGUAAAGAUAUGAUUGAUGAGAACAGUGAGGUGUAUCAGACCAUGCUCCCUGAGAUCUUUACCAUAAUGCCAUGGACCAUGAUAGAGAAGGACACGUUCUACAAGGCUGAAAACCUGUCCUUUGUACACGACGGAGAGUACUUUGUAGUGGUGGUGGGAGUGGAUGAAGCUGGUGAAUGUGAGAAGAGCAUGGAAUACUUUGAAGUUGACCUGACUGACCCGAUAGAGGGCUACCUGAGGGUGGGUCCACUGCUUGGACAGGAAAUGGUGUACACGAGAACUGAUGAGAAGAUUGACGUCUUCUGGGGGAACUACUCGGACCCAGAGAGUGACAUAGACCACUACGAGGUGGGCCUGUUCAAGGCUGUGUCCUGUGCUGAGGAAGACGAAGAAAACCUGGCCGUAGAAGUGGACUGGAUCAUAGUAAACGACACUUACAGAUCCUACACACUGAUGCCACUGGAACUACAGCGUAACAUUCCGUACUAUGUCCGCCUGCGAGCCGUGAACGCUGCCGGUACCACCAUCAUGACGGAGUCCCCGCCGAUCAUCUAUGAUGACUCGGAGAUCUCGGCAGGGUCUGUCGUUGACGGGUGGGACUACUUCGAGGACCAGGACUACCAUGGAGACCCAACUGCAGUUCAAGGCAUGUUCCUGCAUCUUGCUGACCCGAAAGCUGAGGAGUGCCCCGUGAGACCUUCUCCCUUCAUGGAUGGAACGUGGAGCAAAGUCACCACAGACAAACUGUUGGGGAUGUACACCUACACAGAUAUCUACAGGGACUGGAAGCUUACAACACGGGAGAAAGAGGCUGAGUGGACUGAGAGUGGCGACUCCCUGGCUAUCACCAUGAUCCGCAGUGUCCAGUCAGAACUCAUGUACUCGGGGUGUGUCUACAGGAACGCUGACAUACAGAUUGGUGGUACCUACAAGAUGUCCAUCAAGGCGGCAGCUCCUACAGUGUCAGCAGUGACCAGUGUGGUGUUCUGGGACGGCCCAGACGGGACAUGUGGGAGCUCCGACAUGUGUGACUACUGCUGUAACAGUGAGGAUGACUCGAUCAUCUGCCCAUGUGACUGUAACAAGUACUCAACCGACCCCAUAACUACAACACCACCGCCCACCACAACAGCACCUCCACAAAACACUACGUCAGCACAGAACAGCACGUUCACAACACAGAACAGCACAUUCACAGCACAGACCAGCACAGCAGCCCCACAGCGACCUACACCAGUGUGGGCUGUCCUUCCUGACCCGAUCGAAGGGCAGACGUCAACUGUCAGCGAAGAAGAGACGUUUGUCACUCAGAGUGCUUGUGGCAUGCACAUUAUUCCUAAUGGAAAUACCAACUCUAGGCUCAUCAUGUGGUGUACGUACUAUGAAGACAAGUACAUGCCUAAGUACAAAGAAAUCUUCCUGAACUUCGACCCUUCAGCAGCAUUCCACGACUAUGAGUUUAGUUUUACUUUGACAACCUGGGAGGAGCUGUCUGACUGGUCCUUCAGUUUUAACAUUGAUGGACAGCAGUGGGCCAUGAUAUCCGGCCUACCAUCCUUCACCAACAACACUAAGAUCAUGUUGAACGUCUUCAACGAAGGCAACGAUGUGCCUGUACUGGACAACAAGUUCAAACCAGGCCUGACCACUGCCAUGUUCCGUAACGUUGUAUUUCCGCCGCCAAGUGAUAUUCCGUGCCGUUACGGACGACCAUUCCGCGGAAACAUAGAUCCAAUCAUCAAGUACUAUGCCGGAGUCCUGGCAGAAAAUCCUGAUGGUACACAGAGCCAAGUGGUAGACUUUGAAGAGAUUUACACCCCAUGUCUACCGUGCCUGGAUGACUGUAGCAGGUUUGCCUGCGACCCACAAUGCAACACCAGCAGUGAAAACGUGGAAGUCAAGUUCAGCAUUGAGAACCUCAACCUCACUAUUGCUAACGAGAACGGGACCGCUAUACCCUACUACCUUAUAGUCAAGGCACUCUCUGCCAGUGGAAGUGAAGUGACUACUACGACCAAUGGGUUCACAAUCGACACAACUCCGCCUAACAUGGAGACUUCCAUCCACGUUGAUGUGAUGCAGGGAGAACUAAUGCCGACGUCCUACCAACAGUCCAACAACACAAUAAAGGCUGUGUGGUACUUCUCAGAUGAAGAAAGUGGUAUCAAGGAGAACUGUUUUGCCAUUGGUUCCCGUCCUAACGGUACCGACCUUCAGAACUUCACCUGUAUUGGUGUGAACACGACUGGAGAGAACUCACAGCUAGAGGGUCUACUGGAGAACAACCGGACAUACUACGUGUCUGUCAAGGCCACUAACAAAGCAGGGCUUACCGCUUAUGGUGUGACAGGAGGUGUAACCUGCUUGCUUGAGCCUCCCUCUGCCAAUGUGAACACCAGUGCCCUGGGAUGUACAGAGAUGGCGGGAGCCUUCCCUCCCGGAUCACUCGAGGCAACAGACCCAACAGAAGUGGGGAUUUCAUACGGUCCGCCUGAAGAUCCUAGCAUCAACAAAACAAUGAUGUGCGUCAAAACUUGUGGGAACGGAGGGGACACCGUUCCCUGUAUACAGAUCGGUCUCGGCGGUGGAGGCAGUGCAGCUAUCGUAGACGGACAACUCCUCGUUUCCAACCGGGUAGUUGCCAACAUCUCGGACCUACCGAAGCCGACAGAUCCCAACUGCUUCACUCCGGACACCAACGACACCACAUCAACCUCUCUCUCCGAUACGUCUGUUCAGAGGUCCAUGCAGGCUUACGUCAAUGCAAGGCCGACUAGUCCUUCCACUAUAUGCAGUUGCACCAUGAACUGUCUGAGAAUGUGUAACCCAGCUAACCUGUGUGUUGACAAGUGUGAUGGGCCCAUCGUGACUUUGCCUGCUGGUGACUCCACUGUUGCUGCUACACCUGGACAAAGGAUGAGAAUCACUGCAUCAGGUUCUAGUAACAGAAAGCGAAGAUCAUCAUCAAGUGAUUAUGAACUCUCCAUAGAACCAACCGGAGACCUUCCUGCUGGUGUAACCAUAGCCUUUGGACAGCUGGACCAGAACCGAGUUUCACAAGAGUAUGGGUCUGAUGCCUCUGAUGACUUCAUCCCCUACAUCACUGAUCCUACACUCACCAUAGAAGCUAACAUGACAGGGAGAUACCUGAAAGACAGGAUCAAGACCAUCCUACAGCCCAGUUUCUACCUGUCUGUUGUGGGACAAGUUGAGCUGAAUGCGUCGCUUGCUGUCACGUCCACUGUAGACCCUGCAGCAGCCAACUGGACAGACUAUACCCCACUACUGGUCUUCUGGAACAAAGACCUGAGUGAAUGGGAUGAUGCUUCUCGCACCUGUGAUGAAAAUGGGCAAAUGGAGUUCAAUGAGACUACAGGAGAAUUGAUCACUUAUGUAUGCUCCACCAACUACCCGACCGCUCGCAGUCAGCGUGCAAGGCGGUCCACAGAUGUUGUUGUCGAUUACUUCAGUAGGGAGACGCAGUUUGCUGUGGUCAUCGCCACCAAAGGAAUCCCUAAUGACCCCCCUGUGUUCACUUCAACACUGGCCCUCUGGAUGGAUGAAGAUGGAGGAACUCUGGCAUACUGGAUUCAGGCGUCAGAUCCAGACAAUGAUGCCAUUGUCUUUGGCAUCGACCCCAGCUCCUCCCCAACACUCGGUACUGCCACACUGUCAGAGGAAGGGCUGCUCACGUACAAGCCUUUUUCACAGGAGUUCGGAAUGGAAACCAUAAACAUCUACGUCAGAGAAGUCCGUGAUGACGACACCAUCAUACCAAUCCUGGAGACUCCUGCCGUACUGAGCAUCGAAGUCCUGUCUGUCAACGAUUACCCAGAGUUCUCUGUUCAGAUUGGUGGACAGAUGCUACUGGUUAGAGAAAACAACACAAUUGAGGCACCGGUUGAGCAGAACAUUGGCACAAACAUCAUGUACGAGCCGUAUCAGAUCGUGGUGUCUGUGUGGGACCCGGACGUUGGAGAGACUCUCCUGAUUGAUCAGUACAACGCCACCUUCGGGACAGCUCACAUAACCCUUCUGGAACCCGAACCUUCGGAAAUCCCUGCUGAGGGAAGCUAUAUCAAGGCUCUGAUAACGUAUGUGCCAGUAGAGAACUUCUACGGCCAUGAUGAGUUCAUCCUGAUCGGGAUAGAUGCAGCAGGGGCGUACUCAGAGCGUCUCAUCUUCGAUGUCUACAUUCUACACAUGCCAUGUGUCAACAACGCCACCUGUAAAGGAAUUGAGGAUGACUGGAACUGUACGCACACCAAACGUGCGGAUGGAUAUGAUGGGUAUGAGUGUGAGUGUCUCCCCGGCUGGGUGGGCCGCUACUGUGAGACGGACUUUGACGAGUGUGUGUCCAACCCUUGUCCGUGGCCAAAGGAGUGCAUCGAUGAGCUUGACAACUACAAGUGCCAGUGUCCAGACUGGAACCCUAACUGUGACGGUCUGCAGCCGUGGGAGAUAGCGCUCAUCUUCUCAUGUAUCCUGGCAGUCAUCAUUGUUGGAGUCAUCAUCUGGAGAGUCAGAUAUCUCAGGAAACAAAGAGUCCAGAAAAUCAGUGACUCCAUGAAGGACCUCCGUGCGGAGGAGGAUGAAGCUAGAGAGGAGAAGCCUGAGUCCUUGCCUAAGAGACUGCCGCCGAUCAAG
Molecule: messenger RNA, 24109 nt
Organism: Branchiostoma belcheri (Belcher's lancelet)
Lineage: Eukaryota; Metazoa; Chordata; Leptocardii; Amphioxiformes; Branchiostomatidae
Exons: 147
Biological process (GO): homophilic cell-cell adhesion; lipid transport
Cellular component (GO): membrane
Molecular function (GO): protein binding; calcium ion binding; lipid carrier activity
Source: RefSeq, a predicted model, not a curated record